This is a messenger RNA of Neogale vison (American mink), 1136 nucleotides long. RefSeq names its product zinc finger protein 84-like. Bases 129 to 1136 code for a protein of 335 amino acids. The record is from RefSeq and is a predicted model, not a curated record. Gene Ontology annotation, molecular function: RNA polymerase II cis-regulatory region sequence-specific DNA binding; DNA-binding transcription factor activity. Gene Ontology annotation, biological process: regulation of transcription by RNA polymerase II. The transcript is spliced from 4 exons. Lineage: Eukaryota; Metazoa; Chordata; Mammalia; Carnivora; Mustelidae.
AUCACUCUGACACUGACUCUUGCCUCCCUCUCCUACAUGUAAGGACAUGUGUGACUACACUGGGCCCACCCAGGCUAUCCAGCUACCAAGCCAGAAAUGAUCCUUAAUUUUGAGCAUAAAGAAGAGUCAUGGAGCAUAGAAAUGAAAUGCAAUGUCAGUACUUUUCAGGUAAGAAACCAUAUGGAUGGAAUAAAUGUGCAGUGAAUUCUUAUGAACCACUCAUGACCUUGCUUCAGAGAACUUGUGCAGGAAAGAAAUCUCAUGAAUGCUGUGAUUGUAGGAAAGCCUUUUCCAGUAAGUUAAAGCUAAUUACUCCUCAACAAACUCACACAGAGGACAGACCAUUUGGGUGCAAUCAAUGUCCAGAAGCCUUCAUUACAAAGUCAGCACUCAUCUGUCAUCAGAAAACUCAUCAUAGAGAAGGGAAAUCCUAUGUAUGCAGUAAAUGCGGGAAAGCUUUUCCUUGGAAGUCAAAACUCACUUUACAUCAGAGAACUCAUUCAGGAGAGAGACCUUUCAGAUGCAGAGUAUGUGAUAAAGCCUUCAUGGUUCAGACACAUCUGACUGCACAUCAGAGAACUCACACAGGAGAGAAACCAUAUGAAUGCUCAGACUGUGAGAAAGCCUUCUCAAAAAAGGCUCAGCUCAUAAUCCAUCAGCGAAUUCACACAGGAGAGAGACCAUAUGGAUGUAGUCAGUGUCCAAAAGCCUUCAUUACAAAGUCAGCACUCAUCUAUCAUCAGAAAACUCAUCGUAGAGAAGGGAAAUCCUAUACAUGUAGUAAAUGCGGGAAGGCUUUUCCUUGGGAGUCAAAACUCACUUUACAUCAGAGAACUCACUCAGGAGAGAGACCUUUCAGAUGCAGAGUAUGUGAUAAAGCCUUCAUGGUUCAAACACAUCUGACUGCACAUCAGAGAACUCACACAGGAGAGAAACCAUACGAAUGCUCAGAUUGUGAGAAAGCCUUCUCAAAAAAGGCUCAGCUCAUGAUUCAUCAGCGAAUUCACACAGGAGAGAGACCGUAUGGAUGUAGUCAAUGUCAACAAGCCUUCAUCCAGAUUGUUUCUGCCAAGUGUGAUGAACUAUCACUACUUGAAACUGCUAUUGUUCUAGAGCUUUAUUUCUUAGAUAUGUAA